Molecule: messenger RNA, 2251 nt
Organism: Rhineura floridana
Lineage: Eukaryota; Metazoa; Chordata; Lepidosauria; Squamata; Rhineuridae
Product: zinc finger protein 501-like
Exons: 5
Coding region: 392-1660 (422 amino acids)
Biological process (GO): negative regulation of transcription by RNA polymerase II; central nervous system development
Cellular component (GO): nucleus
Molecular function (GO): RNA polymerase II cis-regulatory region sequence-specific DNA binding; DNA-binding transcription repressor activity, RNA polymerase II-specific
Source: RefSeq, a predicted model, not a curated record
UAAUCGGGGAGACAUGAUGGGGAAGGCCAGAGUGGGUCCUUCCUUGUUACAGGGGACAAGUUGCAUGGGGGCCUGUCUCUUACCCUGCUACUCCCAGGACUGCCUCUGAGGGAGGCUGUUGGAUGGACUCGGUUUUUCCCAUGAAACUUUGAAUACUGCAUAAGAAGAGCACUGCUGAAUCAGUCCCAAGACCCAUGUAGUCCAGCAUCCUGAUUCUUACGGUAGCCAACCAGCCUCUGAGAAGCUGACAAGCAGAACCUGACUGCAACAGAACUCUUCCAGUGAUUCCCAGGAAGUGGGUCCAGUGACAUUUGAGGAGGUGGCCUUACAUUUCACUGAGGAGGAAUGGGUCCUUCUUGAUCCAGGCCAGAGAGCUGUUUACAAGAAGGUCAUGUUGGAGAUUCAUGAGAUGAUAACCUCUCUGGGCUGGGAAAUGGCAGCGGAGCGACAUUCUGGAUCCUUCCCCCUUUACCCUGGAGAGAAAACAGCCACCAUGCAGCCGCCUCUGUGGUCUGUGACUUUCAAGGAGGUGGCCUUGCAUUUCACCGAGGAGGAAUGGGUCUUGCUGGAUCUGGGCCAGAGAGCUCUUUACAAGGAGGUCAUGGUGCAGAUUCAUGAGAUGAUCAUCUCUCUGGGAGAUAUCUGGAUGAUCACAGCUGAGGGGGAACCAUCAGAACUGUUACGGGAAAGAGCUGAGGGGCAGGAAUGGAAAUUGGAGAGUCAAGAUGGAACAAAGAGACAAGAAGGCAGACAAAUGCAGAAGCCAGGGGAUGGAUCCAGUGCUUCUGGGGAUGGUGAAAAUAAUAUUCAAGGGAGUACUUAUCACCUAAAGGAAACAAGAAUGUCUCCAGAGUGCAGUCAAAUCUUAAGUUGCCAAAAAGCCCUGAAAAUACAACAGAUAUUACAUACGAGAGAGAAACCCUAUAGAUGCUUGGAGUGUGGAAAGAGCUUUAGUUACACUCGCUGCCUUACUAGACACCAAAAAACUCAUACAGGGGAGAAACCUUUUAAAUGUUUGGAGUGUGAAAAGAGCUUCAGUCAGCAUUACAACCUUAUUUCACAUCAAAGAACUCAUACAGGGGACAAACCUUAUAAAUGCUUGGCGUGUGGAAAAAGGUUCAGUGAGAGUGGCGCCCUUACUAAACAUCAAAGAACUCAUACAGGUGAAAAACCUUAUAAAUGCUUGGAGUGUGGUAAGAGUUUCAGUGAGAGUGGCACCCUUGCUUCACAUCAAAGAACCCAUACAGGGGAAAAACCAUAUAAAUGCUUGGUGUGUGGAAAGGGCUUCAGUUCGAGCAGCUCUGUUACUUCCCAUCAAAGAACUCAUACAGGGGACAAACCUUAUAAAUGCUUGGAGUGUGGAAAAAGCUUCAGUCAAAAUGGCAGUCUGCAGGCACAUCAGAGGAUACAUACAGGGGGAAAGCCAUAUAAAUGCUUUGAAUGUGGAAAAAGCUUUAAGCAUGGUUCCAGUCUUAAUUUACAUCAAAGGAUCCAUACAGGGGAGAAGACGUAUAAAUGUCUGGAAUGUGGAAAGAGCCUCGGUCAGGGGUGCACCCUUGCUACACAUACAAAACAAACCUCACUGGGGGGAAACCAUAUAGCUGUCCAGAGCAUGGAAGGAUUGUCAUUCAGCGUACCUCUUGUAUUUCUUAUCAAAUAAUGCACAGGAAACAGCUGUAAUCAAUUUGCCAUUCUUUGCUCACAUCAAAGAUUCUUUAAAGGGAAGAAACCAUAAAAUGCUGAGUGAGUGAAAGAAGCUAUAGACACUACCUUAGAUAUUCAUCAAAACCUUUGUACGAGAGAGUCAGAGAAAGACAGACAUAAGUUUCUUAUUUUAAUAGUUAUUUGUUGGUGAGGUUUAUUUUUCAUCGUUUUAUUUUUCCAGCCUUUUCCCUUCAUCUCCGUUCUUUUGAAUCCUAACCAUAGUACAGUACCCGACGUUCAGUUGUUUCCUUUGCAUCCUUGCUUGGAUAGGUAGCUGUCUUUUUCUUUUCUCUUAAUUUGUAGGGUAACUGCCUGUGUAGCUGCAAUACUUUUAACUAGUUUGGACUGGUGGAAGGGGGUAGAUGAAAAUUGAAUAGUAUUAUUAUUAUUUUCAAUCCAUAAUUGUUUGCAAUAGCUGACUUGCAUAUUGUUCUUCUGAGUAGAGUUAUAUUUACAUAUCUAUAUCCUGAUUUGUUUUCCAAGUAAUAAUUAUUUGCAUAUACUGAUCCUUAUUUCUCCUUUCCCCAAGAUUAAAUCCUGUGCUGUG